Trichoderma aggressivum f. europaeum is the source of this 501-nucleotide messenger RNA. RefSeq lists its product as uncharacterized. Gene Ontology annotation, cellular component: cytosol. Gene Ontology annotation, biological process: Mo-molybdopterin cofactor biosynthetic process. The record is from RefSeq and is a predicted model, not a curated record. Gene Ontology annotation, molecular function: molybdopterin synthase activity. The transcript has 2 exons. Bases 1 to 501 code for a protein of 166 amino acids. Lineage: Eukaryota; Fungi; Ascomycota; Sordariomycetes; Hypocreales; Hypocreaceae.
AUGGGAGAUAUCAAAGAUGACGACGCAAAUACCAUCUGGGACAUGUCUGAAGACGGCUGCUACGUGGGCCUGACCCACGAUUAUCUCAACAUCCAGCAGGCCAUGGACAAAGUCCGCAGUCCCGCGGCCGGCGCCAUUGUCUUGUUUGCAGGAACAACGCGAGAUAACUUUGCCGGGAAGCCAGUAAAGGAACUCCAGUACACAGCCUAUAACAAGCUAGCCCUGCGGACAAUGUUGGCCAUCUGCAAGGACAUCCUCAGCAAGCACGGGCUCAAGGGCAUCUCCAUGAUCCAUCGCUUGGGCACCGUACCCAUUGGCGAAGAGAGCAUCCUCAUCGCAGUCUCGUCACCACAUCGGCAAGCUGCGUGGAGGGCAGGGGAGGAGGCCCUCGAAGCAUGCAAAUCUAGGGUAGAGGUAUGGAAGAAGGAAGAAUUUGAAGGCGAGGAGGGCGUAUGGAGGGCAAAUCGGGAUGGUGCCAUGGGACAAAAGGUGGAUUCAUGA